Messenger RNA from Neomonachus schauinslandi (Hawaiian monk seal), 909 nucleotides. RefSeq names its product immunoglobulin superfamily member 23 (gene IGSF23). The transcript is spliced from 7 exons. Lineage: Eukaryota; Metazoa; Chordata; Mammalia; Carnivora; Phocidae. The record is from RefSeq and is a predicted model, not a curated record.
AUGAAUGAUGAUGUUGUGAGGGCUCACGGAGCCAGUAACGGAGGACCUGACCAGUGUCUCAGGAAACUCAUCAUCCCAGGACCGGAGGACGUGAGGCUGGCUUGGAGCCAGGAGGGCUGGAAAGGGGCGGGGGCAAAGAGGGAACAAGCGAAACCCUAGAACCCCUUCUCCCAGAAUCCCGCCCCUGCGUGCUCCCCACCCACCACUACCAUAAACCCGGUGCUAGGGAAGAGUGCAGGUCGGGGAGGUGAAUUCCCAGCCAAGAGCGGGAGCCAGGCAGGGAAGCGGGGGCGCCUGGACAAAACGAGGCAUGAGGUGUCCUCUGGACGCCGGACCCGGCCACAGCCCUGCCUGGAAGAGGCUACUUUUAACAGAGCAGGCUCUGGCAGCCGGAGAAAGUCCCCAGGCAACAGGUGCAAUGUGGCAGUUGGAAGCGGUGAGGGUGAGGCCAGCUCCAACGGAGUGAUGCUGCUGACAUUCCCUUAUGUCUUCGAGGGCGUUAUCCAGAGUGACCUCAACUACUCAGUGAUCCUGGAGUGCCUGGCUCCUUCUAUCACCCCCAAGCCCACGCUGCACUGGACCUUCAACGGGAAGCCCUACAAGAUUGGGGCUAUGCUGAUCAUCCGGAGGUUGUCCCUGGAACAUCUGGGCACCUACGUGUGCACGGCCAAGAACAGCCAGGGACAGUGUUCCUCCUAUCCUGUGACCCUCUCGCUGCCACAAGACAAUGUGGAUCCCACAGACGCUGAGCCCAUCGAGCCAGACCCCAUUCUCACCGUGUCAGGAGGAGCUGCUAUCGGCCUCCUCGUGGCUGGAAAUAUAGGGGCCAUGAUGCUGAUAGGGGGCAUAAGCCUCACCAUCGUCCAGAGCAUAAGGACUAACAGACAAAGAAUACGGAUAUGCUGCUGA